Molecule: messenger RNA, 1089 nt
Organism: Penicillium atrosanguineum
Lineage: Eukaryota; Fungi; Ascomycota; Eurotiomycetes; Eurotiales; Aspergillaceae
Product: MYG1 family protein
Exons: 2
Coding region: 1-1089 (362 amino acids)
Cellular component (GO): nucleus; cytoplasm
Source: RefSeq, a predicted model, not a curated record
AUGGCCGAAACUGCUGCUAAGAAGCUCAAGAUCUCCUCCCCCUUGAUUGGGACUCACAGUGGUCACUUCCACGCCGACGAGGCUCUGGCGGUCUACAUGCUCCGCCUGCUUCCCACCUAUGCUGCCUCUCCUCUUGUGCGAACCCGCGACCCGGCUCAGCUAGAGACUUGCCACACUGUGGUCGACGUUGGUGGUGUGUAUGACGCCGCCAUCAACCGCUAUGAUCACCACCAGCGUACUUUUGACACCACCUUCCCCAACCACAACACCAAGCUCUCCUCUGCUGGUCUGGUUUACAUGCACUUUGGCCGCGCUAUCAUUGCCCAGCACAUGUCUCUGCCCGAGGACCACGCUGAUGUCGACCUCAUCUACGAGAAGCUUUACACCGACUUUGUCGAGGCUGUCGAUGCCAAUGACAACGGUAUCUCGGUCUACGACGCCGCCGCAGUGACUGCUGCCAAGCUGGAGAAGCGCUUCAAGAAUGGUGGUGUCACUCUUUCCUCCAUCGUCAAUGACAUGAACAACCCCGAUCCCAUCAGCGCUCCCGGUGAGCCCCAGGACGAGGAUAGCCUGUUCGGCCGGGCCAGCACACUCAUCGGCAAUGUCUUUGCUCGCAAGCUUCACCACGCCUGCACCUCAUGGCUUCCGGCCCGCACCACCGUCGGCGCUGCGUACCAGUCGCGCAAGGAAGUCCACUCUUCCGGCCGCAUUCUCGUGCUUCCCCAGGGCGGUGUCCCCUGGAAGGAGCACCUCUACAACUUCGAGAAGGAUGCUUCCAGCGGCCAGGAGAUCGAUCCUGCCGUUGAGGUAUACUAUGUUCUGUACCCCGAGAGCGCCGCUGAGGACUCCAAGUGGCGCGUGCAGUGUGUCUCUGUGUCUGAGAGCAGCUUCACCUCUCGCAAGCCCCUCCCCGAGGCUUGGCGCGGUGUCCGUGACCAGGACCUUGAUGGUGUGAUGGCCACCGAGGCCGAGAAGGCCGGUCAACCCAAGCUCCCUGAGGGUGCCAUCUUUGUGCAUGCCAGUGGAUUCAUCGGUGGCCACAAAACACGGGAGGGUGCCAUGGCCAUGGCUGUGCGCAGUCUUGAGUAA